GAGAAAAAGAAGCCGAGGAGAUGCAAAGAAGGAAGGAUACAUGGAAACGGAAAAGAAGUCCAAACGUGAAGGGGAUAAGGACAACAAAGCCAAAAUGGAGGUAAGGAAAGAUGAAUCCGCUGAGGAGGACAGAAGGGAAACAAGCCAAGAAGGACGUAAACCAGGAGAAGGAGCUAAGGAAGGCGGAGGGAGAAAGGAGACAGCAACAAUGAAGGAAGGACACAUGGAAAGAAAAGUUAAGAGGAGCCAAAGAGAAGGACCUAAAGAGGACGCAAGGAAUAAGACAUAAGGAAAGCUAUCCAAGAAGGAAGGUGAGAAGGAGACACAAGUCAAAUGGGGACAAACACACAAGGAGACAAGGAAAAUAAAUCUGAAGCAAGGAGCUAAGGGAGAGACAAGGAGAAGAUGUCAAGAAUAAAGGACCCAAGGAGAUAAGGAAAAGGAAUCAAGGAGUUGAGGGUAACAAGGAGAAGGACGCGGGGAAAAGGAAGGAGGAGACAAGGACACGAGAACCACAAACCAGGAAGUAAGUGAAAGAGAUGAGGAAAUCAAAGGGAAGGAGACUAAAGAUAAGGACACAAGAAAAGCAAGACGUUGAGUAGAGGAGGAAACUUAAACCAAUGAGAUGACAAGGAGGUAAGGGAGACACAAAGGGAAGGAGACAAAGAAGGACAAGAAGUAAAGAAAAAAGGACCCAAGGAGAUGAGGAAAAGGAACCAAGGAGUUGAGGACAAGGAGCUAAGGAAGGAGUGUAACAAGGAAAGAAAGUCAAAAAAGGAAGGAGUGAAGGAACAUUAGUCAAAAAGGAAGGCAGGACACAAGGACAAUAAGGCAAGGAACGACGAUCAAAAGAGGAGACAAGGGAAGUAAUUCAAAGAAGGAAGCAGGCAAGGAGAAAAGUAAAGAAGGGCGGAACCCAAGGAAAAGAAAAUAAGAAACAAGUCAAAAGAAGAGAGACAAGAAUACAAGACGAAUGAAACAAGGAAAAGAAGAUAAGAAGGGGAGGAGAUAAGAGCACAGGGAGAAAAGAAACAUCCAUCCAUUUUCCGUACUGCUUACAGGGAAAAGAAAAUAGGAGAGAAUGAAAUCAAAAGGAAGGAGAGAGAGAAGAAAUUUGAUUGGCAGCUCGUGACGGCCAAUCGCCUCCCACCUCUUGGCCAAUGAGCGCGUAGGGGGCGGGGCUAAUUUAAGUAUCUGUGAGGAGCUGGCGAGCUGUUGUCAGGGAAAAGGGCGAAGGUGGAACAAGGCAGCAAACAUGGCCCACACCGGAGAACAUUGCGCUACAGCAGCCAGUUUUGCCAUGGGCAACACGACCGUCACUGACAGCACGACUCCAUGUGUCCAGAAUCUAACGGAGACGGAUGCCUUCAGGAGCAAUAAGCUUUUGGACCCCACUGAGGAGUACAGGAUGGACUACAGACGACGAGGCCGGGCGCUCAUUUUUAACCAGGAACGCUUCUUCUGGCGCCUUGGCAUGAAUGACCGGCUUGGCACUAACGUUGACCGCUACAACCUGGAGAUCAGGCUGAAGGCGCUCAACUUUGAGGUGAAAGUUUAUGACAACUACAAAAAUGCGGAAGUCCUUGAGAUAAUCCAUGAAGCUGCUGAGGAAAACCACUCUGAUGCCGAUUGCUUCGUGCUCAUUUUCCUGAGCCACGGCGAGGACGAGCAUGUGUACACCAACGAUGGGAAAAUCAGCAUCCAGCACAUUACCUCGCUCUUCAAAGGAGACCAGUGCCAAAGCCUAGUCGGGAAGCCCAAGAUCUUUGUGUGGCAGGCAUGUCGUGGAGACAAGCACGACAACCCCGUGGUGGCCUAUGACGCUGUGGACAGCGAGCUGCAGACAAAUGAGGUGGUCGUUGACGCCAGCGCUGUUCACACGCUUCCGGCCGGAGCUGACUUCAUCAUGUGCUACUCGGUGGCAGAAGGAUACUACUCGCAUCGGGAUACAGUGAACGGCUCGUGGUACAUUGAAGACCUGUGCGAGCUGCUGAGGAAGUACGGCGACUCUCUGGAAUUCACCGAACUCCUGACGCUGGUCAACCGCAUUGUGUCUGAGAGGAGCGUCUUGGCCAGCAGGGACAGCGAGUCCAUCGGCAAGAAGCAGGUGCCGUGCUUCGCCUCCAUGCUCACCAAGAAACUCUACUUCCGCCCCAAAAAGUAAACAUUCCGCCACUUCUUGCAUCCAUCCUAAAUGCCUUGACAAAUGAUACCAGGAACAAUUCUUUAAUUCUCAGAGAUCCCCCUGCUUAUUUUCUUUCUCUUGUUUGAAUGUAAAUCAAACAGUGUAGACUGGGUUGGUAGAACCUUUGUUUAUUCAAUGGACCUCUUGUCUUGAGAUCGACUGUAGUUUGUUUUCGGAAAUUCGAUUGUGCUGUCCAGUUCCCUACGCAGUACAUUACCGCUCCCCCAACCUCAAAGACCUCACUGCUAGUUACAGCCAUGACGAACAGGAACUCUUAAAUGUAAUAUGUAAACCCAAGUACAGCAGAGUACAACUAAGAAAUUAUUUUAUAAAAAUUAGCACUACUAUAUAUUUUUAUUGAAAUGUAUUGAAAUUAGGCGGCACGGUGGGCGACUGGUUAGAGCGUCAGCCUCACAGUUCUGAGGACCCGGGUUCUAUCCCCGGCCCCGCCAAUGUGGAGUUUGCAUGUUCUCACCGUGCCUGCGUGGGUUUUCUCCCACAUCCCAAAGACAUGCAUUAAUUGAAGACUCAAAAUUGCCCGUAGGUGUGAGUGCGAAUGGUUGUUUGUUUCUAUGUGCCCUGCGAUUGGCUAGUGACCAGUUCAGGGUGUAGCCCACCUUUUGCCCGAAGAUAGCUGGGAUAGGCUCCAGCACGCCCGCGACCCUAGUGAGGAGAAGCGGAAUAAAAGAUGGAUGAAUGCAUUGAAAUUGUAUCACUGCCCCCAAAAUUUGUUGUUCCAGAAAUGUUCUGUUCGGAACUUAAGUCACAGUCCCAUUCCUCUAAUCCUUAUGAAGUCAUUUUCAAAUACGUUCAAAUAUCACAUGCUUUGCUUCACAAAUAAACUUUAUUUUCAGUGCUCAAGUCGCGUGGAACCAGCCACUCAGUCCCAGAAUUACAAAAAUGGUUCAGUCCCAUUAGUUUAUCCACAAACCACCAAGUAGCCUGCUAACAAAUGACCCCAUAAUGAAAUACAACAUACCCUAAUUCAUUUGGUUUCAGGAAAUUUUCUUUUCUGCGCUUAGGUCUCGAGGACACCCUUCCCCUUUGGUCGAAGAAUAAAAAAAUCGGUACAGUGAUCUUGUCCAUUUAUUCGUAAUGAAGUAGCUUUAUAAAAAUGCAGCACCUCUGUUUUUACCAUUUUUAACUUAGCACGUCAGCUCUGUGCAAUGACAAAUACUAAUUCUAACAGACAACCUUGAAAUACACACUGGCUCUUCAACUGAAGAAACAUUUUAGUGUAAAGUUUAACAACUGGUACGAGGUGUCCCUGUUAUGGUUCGUUUACACUUUUACAAACUUUGCAGUUGACCACAUUUUGAGACUUUCUAUAUGCUGUUUUUUUUAAAAAAGAGAUUCAUGUAUCUGCGUGUGUUUGUUGGUCUUUUGAUUUGCAAGUGGACGAACAAAAAAAUGGGAUUUUUUAUUUUUUUUGUAUCCAAAACAGCAGCUGACACCAGUGAUGACUGUACCUCAGGGAGGAUGGGUGUGUGUAUUUUAUUUUAUUUUUUUUCAAAACCUUUGCUACUUUUGUAAAAAGACAUGAUCUACUGAAUGACUCAGGAACAACAGAGCCACUGUCAAACGCCAAUCCCACUUUAAUCAUCUGUUUUAGUGUCGUUUUCCUAGUGACAAACAGGAGAUUCAGUAAAUGAGUUUAUUUCAGUAUUCCAGUUUUUGUUUUUGUCCCUCUUCCAAAGACAACCAUCAUCAAUAUUCCUGAUUAAAAAUGCAGCAUUAUGAAAAUAA
Molecule: messenger RNA, 3931 nt
Organism: Phyllopteryx taeniolatus (common seadragon)
Lineage: Eukaryota; Metazoa; Chordata; Actinopteri; Syngnathiformes; Syngnathidae
Product: caspase-6-like
Exons: 8
Coding region: 1256-2164 (302 amino acids)
Biological process (GO): proteolysis; apoptotic process
Cellular component (GO): cytoplasm
Source: RefSeq, a predicted model, not a curated record